AUGUCUCCAAGCAAGUAUGAGAAUCUUACAGAUACCUUGCGUGUAGUGACAUGCCUGACCUCAUCGGUGUUGACACUAUCAGCCAUAUCUUGCGACCGAUUUGUGGCCAUAUUUUUCCCGCUCAGAGCCCGUGUAACCAAACAGAGGACCGGUUUAGUCAUAGCCAUCAUAUGGAUCGUGUCGCUGGUGGUCAGCAUACCGUUCCUCAUAUACCGUAAACAUCACACGUUUGAGCGAGGUUUUGCGAGUCUGAGAUGUAUUAAUAUACGUAAGGCAUACGAGGGGAAAGGCAUGUGGAAAGAUUACGGAAUAAAUACCGUGUGGCGGGAUUACAUUGAAACAAAUUGCGUGGAAAGUUGGCCCUCGAUAUCUGAGUACUCGGCCGACACCGGCAUAUGUAUCAAGUCGUAUGUGUCGAAAAAGAUAUACUACACGUUCGUGUCGACCACCCUGUUCUUCAUACCGGUGCUCGUGAUGGUCACCGCCUACUCGUUGAUAGUGUGGCGCCUGUGGUAUAACGAGAUACCCGGCGAACGGUCCCAGAAUAACGUCAGCCAACAUAGGAAAGCCAAGAAAAAAUUUAUGUCCAAACUGUUUGCCCACAAAAAGGCUACCGUUCCCUUUGGCAUGUUGACUGUUAUUGAUAGGCACCUCUUAACAGCGUUUGUCAUAUCAUGGAUGCCGUUGCAGAUCAUUGUCUUAUACUCACUGUUCGGACACUCGGCUAACGCUUCCGGCGAAGGGAUGCCAGUGGUGGAAUACGACGAGUUAACUAACCACAAAAAUAGUGUUCAUUUAAAUGUGAGAUAUGUAUGCGAUUGGAGUGAAUGUGGCAAACAGUUUACAACAAAACGAAGUCUCAAUCGACACAAAAAUAAAAUUCAUUUAAGUAUUAAUUCCCGUAAAUUUAAUUGUUCCUGGCCUAAAUGUCAAUUUAAAUCAUCAAAUGGACAAAGUUUAAUUCAACACCAAUUAACGCAUUCAUCGGUAAAACAAAUCAUAUGUAAUAAUAUUAAUUGCAAUGAGAUGUUCACAACAGUUAAACAAUUAUAUGAACACAAAAAUAGCGUUCAUUUAAACGUGAGAUAUGUAUGCGAUUGGAGUGAAUGUGGCAAACAGUUUACAAACAAAUUUGAUUUAAAACGACAAAAAAGUUGUGUUCAUUUGAAUGAAAAGCUAUUCAAAUGUAAUGAAGAAAAUUGUGGCAAAAGUUUUGGUGUUCAGUCACACCUAACUAAACACAAACGGACUGUUCAUUCCCAUGAAAAGCCAUUUGUUUGUCAUUUCAAUGAUUGCUACAAAAUAUGUCAGGCUCUGACAGUCAGAGUACUUUUGGGGAUGCCAGUGGUGGCCAGGACUGGUAUGGUUAAGGGCAUUGCCAAACUGUUGCCGAAAUGGUUUCCCAGUGUCUCCUACUUUGCCACAUUCAUCGCCUAUUCAAACAGUGUGUUCAACCCUAUCAUAUACGGCGGUUUCAAUAAGAACUUCCGACAGGCCCUGUGCUCCAUAUUCCGGUGCCAGGAUAAGUUUGCCAUCAUACACCGCAAU
Molecule: messenger RNA, 1548 nt
Organism: Oppiella nova
Lineage: Eukaryota; Metazoa; Arthropoda; Arachnida; Sarcoptiformes; Oppiidae
Source: the annotation of a GenBank genome assembly